AUACGCUAGUCCACAUCGUUACAAGGAUUUGCUGUGAUGAAGCAGCCUACUAAUCCCAACGGGCGGUCUCCUAACCUUCCAACAUUCAACAUAAAGAUCAAAAAGUCGCACAAAUGAACUCUGCAAUAGAUCCUCAAUACUGGCAUAGCUACAUCAUGUAUAUGUUAAUAAAUAUUAGAGUAUUUUUGACAUUUGUUCAGUUGGGAGGCUCUUGCUCCCGUCCGGAGCUGAAGGUGGACAUUAGUGGCGACGGCCAGGCCCGAGCGGGUCCCCUACAAAUCACCUCUCCUUCACUAUCCCAGCACUCGCAUGCUCUUAGUAUAUGAAAAUGGCUUCAGAACCAAAAUCGGACUCCUUAUCAACGCAGAAUGAGAUAACGCAAAAUACCUCCACCAACUCUGACCCAUUUCUAGAUGAUUGGAGCUCCCUAGAUAGUAGUGGCCAUUUGAAAAAGGAAGAAUGCCAAGAUCGAAUUGUACAAGUGUCGGUGCCAGAAUACGAGGGGCAUCUGCUCUCUGCCAUUCGUGCAUCUCGUAAAAAUGAAGAUCUGACUGAUGGCAGCAUAGUGGUACAAAACCACACAUUUAAUGUUCACCGCUUGAUUAUAAGCGCCUUCAGCAACACUCUCAGGAAGUCUUUCGUGGAUGAAUCAUCACGUGUCGUUGUGAUUAAUGACAUGGAUCCAUAUAUAAUGUCUUGUAUACUGGACUUUAUAUAUGGCAAUUUGGCUAUUGUUAAGGAAAACCAGCUUUUAAGUUUCUUUAAAGCUGCAAAACAGUUAGAUAUAGAGCAUCUGCAAACUCCAGGACUCAUGAAAUUGGAACAAAAUUUGUUGAUUCAGAACAAAUCCCUAGAUAGUAGUAGUGGUACAGAAAGGUCAAGUGAUGCCUCACAUUCUCUUAAGACUACAAAAUUCCCGAAGCAGGAUCGAAGUGUGUUGGGCCUGACCAGCUGCCCACACAGUAGUCCUAAUACAGAUAAUUCGCAUGAUUCCAAACAUAAUGAUUUGUCAGUACUCAAAGCUCGUCUUCCGCCUUCUCUUUCACUGGUGAUGUUAGAUGAGAAAAAGUGUAAAGCGACCAUCGGUGACUAUACUGAUAAGAUGACACGUAACGGUGAAGGUAAGGCAAGGGUUAGCAGUGAACCUUUGGAUAAAAGAAAUGAGGAGGAAAAAACUCAUUGUUGUUGUUGUAAAAAGUCAAAUGAAAGCUCACAAGAGAAGCAAAAGGAAGUUGUCGAGGAGGAUGGUGAAAAUCAAAGCCUAAUGAAGAAACUCAAGAAAUUUGGAACAGUGAUUAGUUCAAGUAGUGUCAAUACCUUACUGGAUAUCCCUGCAUGGCUUUUUUCCAGUAGUUCUAUUUCAUUAACACCUAUAAAGUCAUCUAACAAAGUUUCUACACCUAAAGACAGCAGACAUUUCAAUAAAACAACCACAACUGAGGUUCCAUCACAAUCACCAAUUACAGAUCCAGAUAUAAUUGAAAUUGAUUCAUUUCCUUCAAAGUUUUCACCAACAUCAGUUAGUAAAACUUCUCAAAAUUCUUUCCCAAAUCAGCAGAAGCAAGCUGCAAGUGGACCUUCCCCUACUAACAGAAGCUAUUAUGCCGGUGACAACACUGGUUCAAAAAGAGGUCGUGUGCCUUCGGGUCUGAGAGGAGGACAUGGUAGAAAAUAUAUUACAAGUAAUGCUCAAGCACAUGAGGGUACACCUUCAUUGAGACAAGAAAAUGUAGGCAAUAGAAGAUUCAAUUCUGGCAGUUCAAGAGGCAGGUUUAACAAAAUGCCACACGCUGUAAGUAGAGGAGGCUAUUAUUCGGUGAAACAAAACCCAACAGCACAGGUUGGUACUGGAAGAGGCAGAGGCUUUAACAGAGGAAGGAGAAAUACUCUAGCUGGUAAGGCUAUUUACUCGAGAGUAAGUAAAAUCACUGAUGAUAGACCAGGGGUAUCCAAGGCUACCGUCUUGUGGAAUGGAAAGGAACCUAUUGAUAUUAUUGACUCCGGUAUUACUGUUCAACUUUUAGAUACUGCCGCAGAAGUAAUACAGAAUUCAUUCUGUUUGAAUUCUGGCGUAAUAUUAAAUAACCAUAAUAACUUAGAUUCAGAAAAUUCACAGCUAGAAAGCCUGCAACUUUCAGAGAAUACAGGAAAUACAAUUGCAACUCACCCACCAGACUCACACUCAGAGGUGAAAGGAUUGCUACAGUCAUCAGAAAAUACAUCUACAGUCAUCAGAAAAUCAGAUCAGUCAUCAGAUCUUCAGCCAUCAGAAAAUAACCAAAAUGCAAUAUUAGCUCAGUCACAAGAGCAUUCAUCAACACCAUCUGAAUUGUCUUCAUCCCUUGCUGAUGAUCAGACUACUGCCAAGGAAAUAUCCAGAGACUUAGAUGGCAAAUCUUCUGAGGUAGAAAAUGAUUUGCCCAAUUUAACAGAGGAAUUGACAGAUAAACUGGAUGCUGAUGCUAAAGAGGAAAAAAAUCAACCCAGCACAAGUGAAACUGCUGGAGAUGGAGAAACAGCUGGAGAUGGAGAAACUGCUGGAGAUGACGGAGAUGAUCUGUCAGUAAGUAAUACUGACGUUAAACCAACGACCUCCAAUGGUGACUCCGUACAGCUGGAUAAUGCAGAUGAGCAAGACCAGCCAGUUAAACCCAGUACUGCGAGGAAGCAGAAAAAGCGAUGGGGACGACCAAAGUUUGAUCAGCAGUGCACUGUUUGUAAAAAACACUUUUCAAAUCACUCGUCACUGGUCAUGCACAUGCGCAUUCAUUCAGAAGAAAAUCCGUUCCAUUGUUCAUCUUGCGAUUACCGCACUGAAUUAUAUAAUAGCAUGAAGAAACAUGUCGCUGGCAAACACAAGCGAGCACUCAAAGAGAGUGAAGGCAAGCGCCACCACGCCCCAGUAGUCUGUCCCAGUCAGGUCUUUGAGAAACCCGGUAAAAUUACGAAAGUAGAUGAUCUCCAGAAACAGGAGAUGGAAAUCAACGAUGAAAGUCAAAAAGUUGAAGACAAAAUGCAAAGCGAGGAAAUUGAGACAAAUAACAAAGAGGAUGAGCCAAGUGUUUCGCAGAAAGAUGAUACAGAGGUAAAGGAAAAUCCUUUAGUUGAAUCUGGUAAUGAUAAGAAAAGAAAAAGUGGUACAGAUGAAGCCAGUGUAUCCAAUAAAAGCCAAACACUUACUAAAGUGGUUAAGAAAAGAAAGUAAUGAGUUUCUGGACGUGUGUUAUUUGAUGUAAUAAAAUGUGAUUAGUUUGUUUCAGCAUAUUGUACCUCAUAUUGCUAGUCAAGCUAUACAAAGUAAUUGAUAGUUAAAAAAAACUACAAUUUUGCUAACAUUAACAUUUUUCUAGUGGAAAAAUAAUUACAAGUUAAAAAAAAUUUAUUUGUAAAAUCUGUUGAAUGGAGUUGAAGCAGAAACAAAACAAAAUAUAUAUAUAGUAUAUAUAUGUAUGUAUAUAUAUAUAUAUAUAGUAUCACUUUUAUUGACUGGGCAAUUUGUGCAUGUUAUUGAUACAGUCCUGUAGCACAUUGGUCUACUGUACUUCGUCAGCUCAUAACCGAGGAUCGUAAGUUCAGUUCACAGCCAGAACCGAAGAGAGGGUUGAGCACCUUUAUGAUCACCAGGAGUUAGAACAUUGUUGUGGGUUACAUCCCCAUGGAAGGUCAAUAGUUGACCAAGGGUAGGAGUAUUAAUAAGCUUGAGUACAGGCUUCCUGUCUCCGGCAACAGGAAGCAUAACUAAUUAUGCUUUCACAUUUUUGGUGUUACAGAGUCUUCUCAGCUUGAUGGCUUCUUUUGAUAAUUACUUACGUAUGCUGUCAUGUUAUCAUACAUUACGGCAGAAGUAGUUUCCAGAUCAAAACUGAUUAAUUAGAUUAAUUACGGUAAUAAUAAAACUUAUUAUUUUAUAAUCCUAAUUAAUUAUUACAGUAUAUGUACUGGUCGUUUCAGCUCAAAAGGGAACUCUUACGGGAAACAAUUAACUAUAUAUAUAUAUAUUGUGUUCUACAUAAUAAUCUUUGUUCAAAAGUUUAAGCUUGUAUAAAGUACAGAAUAAUUUAUUGUUCUGUGUUCUUCACUUAAACUGAUAAUUUUUGGUAAAUAUGGAAUGCAUGCAAAAUUUCGUUGUGUUAUGUUCUAUCAGUAAUAAAUUAUUAUUUACCUUCAAAUGUGUGGUAUUUAUUAUUUUCAAUCAUUCUUCACUCAUUUGAUGAAUAAUAUACUUUUUAUUACUAAUUAAAAACUGUGAAUUUAGAUGCCUAGUGUUAACAACGAAGUUGCCUAAAUGCAGGUGUACACUGCAAUGUUCAGAAUGCAUUACUUUAAAUAACUCCACUAAAAUGAAAAUAUAGUAUGCAGCGUGUUCAUCUCUGUUGCUUCUUGCCCAAAUGUUCUUCCCUAAUGGUUCAGACACAAAUACAUUAUAUGCAGUCGUUAGUAGUAAGAAGGUGCCACAUCUUAGCCGAGGGCCGCACGGCAGCUAGAUUUAAGUAUCUAAAGCUUUCAUGGCAGCUGGAUUUAAGUAUCUAAAGCUUUCACGGCAGCUGGAUUUAAGUAUCUAAAGCUUUCACGGCAGCUGGAUUUAAGUAUCUAAAGUUUUCACGGCAGCUGGAUUUAAGUACAGUAUCUAAAGUUUUCACGGCAGCUGGAUUUAAGUAUCUAAAGCUUUUAUGGCAGCUGGAUUUAAGUAUCUAAAGCUUUCACGGCAGCUGGAUUUAAGUAUCUAAAGCUUUCACGGCAGCUGGAUUUAAGUAUCUAAAGUUUUCACGGCAGCUGGAUUUAAGUAUCUAAAGUUUUCACGGCAGCUGGAUUUAAGUAUCUAAAGCUUUUAUGGCAGCUGGAUUUAAGUAUCUAAAGCUUUCACGGCAGCUGGAUUUAAGUAUCUAAAGCUUUCACGGCAGCUGGAUUUAAGUAUCUAAAGUUUUCACGGCAGCUGGAUUUAAGUAUCUAAAGCUUUCAUGAACUAAAUUUGUUGUACUUUUUAUUUUCCAACAAUAUUUCUGUAUACUUUACUGUACUGUACUGUACUACAAUAGAAUUUUGUGUGUUUAUACCGAAGAUAAAUUUGUAUAUUGUUUCCUUAACUGCUUUAGUUUUUUUUGCAUGUUUUUAUACAAGAAGCAUCUUAAUGGAUUAAUUGUUUCCCCUCUGAAUAUAUUUCUGCAUGUGAUAUAUCUGAUAAUUUCAGUAUUGCAUUCAAAUAUUCAUGAUUUAGUUUUUUAACAUUGGGAAAUGUGUUUAUCGUUUGUAUUUAUAUGUAAAGAGAAUAAUUAUUAUUUCUU
This is a messenger RNA of Procambarus clarkii (red swamp crayfish), 5282 nucleotides long. NCBI's taxonomy places the organism in Eukaryota, Metazoa, Arthropoda, Malacostraca, Decapoda, Cambaridae. The record is from RefSeq and is a predicted model, not a curated record.